Molecule: messenger RNA, 369 nt
Organism: Lolium perenne
Lineage: Eukaryota; Viridiplantae; Streptophyta; Magnoliopsida; Poales; Poaceae
Product: blue copper protein-like
Cellular component (GO): plasma membrane
Molecular function (GO): electron transfer activity
Source: RefSeq, a predicted model, not a curated record
AUGUCCAUCGUCGUCGCCGUGUACGUCGUCGCUUUAUUCCCGGCGACUGCCUCCGCCGCCACGGCGUACAUGGUCGGAGAUGACGACGGAUGGAACACCGGGGUCGACUACAGCGCUUGGGUGGAAGGCAAAGAGUUCGUAGUCGGCGACACGCUCGAGUUCGUGUAUUCUGUGAGCAGAGAUGACGCCCACACCGUGGUGGUGAUGGACGAGGGGGACUACAACGACUGUACCUCGCUGAACUACCUGCCGACGCUGAGUUCCGGGGACGACACGGUGGUGCUGAGGCAGUCCGGAACGUGGUACUUCUCCAGCGGCGUCGGGGGCGACUGCAACGACGGCUUGAAGCUAUCUGUCGAUGUUCAGUGA